This is a messenger RNA of Xyrichtys novacula (pearly razorfish), 3296 nucleotides long. The record is from the annotation of a GenBank genome assembly. Lineage: Eukaryota; Metazoa; Chordata; Actinopteri; Labriformes; Labridae.
AUGACCAUAUUUGGACAUGUCGCCCAGCGUUUGGACCGCCUCAUGGUCAUUUUAUCUUCUUGUGACUCUGAUGAAGUUGUUCUCGCCAUUUCCAGGUUUGACUUCUGGGCCGUUAGCCCGUCUGAAACUCUUCAGAAUCCCUUCCUGAAGAUUUUCAGAAUAAAAGUCCUCACUUCCUUGGCCUUGUGGAGUCCCUGUGCUGCGGUUUCUUCCUCCUUCUGUCUCUUUAAAUCCACCCGGACUGAACCUUUGACUCUUCCUUCGCUCCUCUCAGUCCUGCUCUUCUCCUGUCCGGUCUUUCCUUAUUUCCUGUUUUGGUUUUCAGUUCCUUUCCUCUUUUCUUCGUCGUCGUUUUCUUCCACUUCAUCCUGGUCCGGGUCGUGGGGGCAGCAGCUUCAGGAGGGAAGUUCAGACGGCCCUCACCCCGGCCACCUCCACCAGCUCCUCCUUUGGGAGGAUUCCCAGGCGCUCCCAGACCAGGAGAGAGAUCUAAUCCCUCCACCUGGUCCUGGGCCGACCACGAGGUCUCCUCUAACAGGAGGCGUCCAGAAGGCGUCCUAACCAGAUGCCCGAGCCUCCUCAGCUGACUCCUCUGGACGUGGAGGAGCAGCGGUUCUCCUCUGAGCUCCUCCCGAGUGUCCGAGCUCCUUACCCUAUUUCUUUUCUCUUUGAAUCCGUCAUCUCUCCAUCCUCUUCUUUUACAUUUUGCUUUUAUGUCGUCAAAGAUCUUCAAAUCAUCAAACAUCAGAGAAGCUCCUGACCAGCUGUCUCUGCUGAGUCUCACCUUCUCUAGAACGUCUCUCCUUUCUCUUCCUCCUCUCAAACAAAAGGAACCUUCUCGUUCUUCACUUGAGAACUCGUCUUUCUCAGUCUUUUAUUGGUCACUGUUUCCUGGUUUCUAGAUCCAAAAUCAAACCCCUGACCUUCCUGCAGCUUUUCACUUUAAACCUUUCUCUCUCUCUCUUUCUUUCUUUCUUUCUUUCUCUCUCUCUCUCUUUCUGUCUUUCUUUCUUUCUCUCUCUCUCUCUUUCUGUCUUUCUUUCUUUCUUUCUUUCUCUCUCUCUUUCUUUCUUUCUUUCUUUCUCUCUCUCUUUCUUUCUUUCUUUCUUUCUCUCUCUCUUUCUUUCUUUCUUUCUCUCUCUCUCUUUCUUUCUCUCUCUCUUUCUUUCUCUUUCUCUUUCUGUCUUUCUCUCUCUCUCUCUCUUUCUUUCUUUCUUCCUCUCGGUGUCGUCAGAAACCUCCUGACUUUUGUGUUUAUUGUUCUCGGACUGGCCGCCGUCUUUAAAUCCUCCUCAGACCCUGUUGAAGUUUCCUGUUGUCUGAUAAUCUUGAUUCUGCCCUUUUCUCUCGUCUUACUUUUUCAUCCUGUUUUUUUCUAUCUGGGCAGUUUCAAAAUAAAAGCCUCUUACCUUCCUGCAGAUUAAAACUCUUUGUUAGUCAAACCAUCCUGCUCUCGCUGCUGUUUUCUCCCCCUCUGUUUGUCUUGUCAGGUUCAAACCCAGGUCUACCUCCUCCUCAGCGGACAUGCGUCCUGUUUUCACCGUGGUCUUUGAAUCAGGAGCAGCAGGAAACUCUGAAAUCACCCUGAAGCGUUCGACCUGCAGCUCUUUAAAAGCACCAAUCAAACCGGCCUCAUUCUCACGCCGAGAGAUCCGGGACAGAGGUUCGACCUCGCCAACGCUCAGAGAAGACGACGGCUCAAAGAGACGCUUUAAAUCCAUCCAAAGCCCCCGAACAAACUCAGCUUUAAAGUUUCAAUCCAGGCAGCAGAUCCACAUCCCAGAGCUCCGUCACCUCAGAGCCCACCUUAGCCCCCCAGACCCCCACCCCAACCCCCACCUCUACGGAAGAAAGCGGUCCUUACCAAUUGACCCCACACAUUUGUUAGGUUAUGCCCCCGGCGUCCCUGCAGAGGCACAUAUAUGAUCCCCGCUGCACUUUUUUCCUCUCGCACUAGAAGCUUCAGUCCGGACGCAAAAACAAACCGGCUCAAUAAUAGGAGGCCAUGAACUGACCCGCAGCAGGGGAGGGGGUUUAAAAAGGAGGGUCCACUCAGCACUUCUGACUGCACACGGGUGAUCCCACGACACGCGGCCAAUCACAGAGCAGGCUGCAUCUGUUGCCAUAGCGCCUGUAAAAAAAGUUUAGAGGGAGAGAGAUUUUAAACUCUGAGACGUCCUGAGAGACGAUGAAGCAAAAGAAGGUCAAGAGGAAGGAAAGAUGGGUGGAGGUUCACCCAGGACUGGAUGGUCCUGAUCUUCAGGCCCCCCAGGCAGCUCUGCGUUAGAAACAGACAGGACUCUCGAGUGGAAAUCAACGCAUGAACUCAAAAACCACUGACUGUGAACUCGGUUCAUCAUAAAAAAUAUCACUGUCUGAUAAAACCAAUCUGACAUUCUUUUGGAAAUCGUCUUCAUCAUCUUCAUCGUCAUUUUCAUUUUCAAGAGCUGAAGGUCACUGCAAAAUGUCUUCCAUCCUGAAAGAGAACAUGACCCAGAAAGACCAGGGACUUCUCUGGACCUGGACUGAGGGGGAGAGGAAACCUGAGGUCUGAUGGAUCAGAGUCUGACACUCAGAGGGAAACGUAUUUGACCGUUAAUGACCUGUAGGGGGCGUGUUAUCAUGUUUUAAUCACAGAGAAAGGAGCCGGGAGCUUCCUCAGAGUUUAGACUCAUCCUUCUUCUGUAUCGGGGAAGAGUCUGUGGACCUCACUGAGAACUUUCAUGAAGAACACUCAGUAAGAUCCUGAACAUCAAACUCUCCUCAGAUCCAGAAACAACAUCCUCACACAUUCAGAGGAGCGCCGAACCUCAGUCUGAAACACUGCGGGAUUAUCUCUGACGACUCACAUCCAAACAUCAGGAGGUGUUAGUGAGGUCUGCUCCUCCUCCUCCUGAAAACACCAAAGAGACGAACACCUGAACGGAUGUCCCCCUUUAACGGCUGAAAAACUGCAGUUUUCUUCUUACUAAAGAGUCCUGAUGAAGCCGGAGAGCUGGUGUGUCGAUCUGGUCUGCAGAGGGCGCUGUGGCAUCAGAAGAACGGAUGGAGGGGGGGGGGUGCAGAGGAGGAGAGGGAGAGAGGGAGGGAGGUGGGUGAGGAGGAGGAAGGCUGUGCAGGCAUGUGUGUCUCACAGUGAGCGGAUGGUCCCACUGUUGUUCACUGCUGCAGAGAUCAACCUGAGGGAGGAGAGGAGGGGAGAGGAGGAGAGGAGAGGAGAGGAGGAGGGAGGAGAGGAGGAGGGAGGAGGGGGAGAGGGCAGGGGAGCUGGCACUGCAAUGCAGAACAUCAAAUGA